Molecule: messenger RNA, 505 nt
Organism: Cherax quadricarinatus
Lineage: Eukaryota; Metazoa; Arthropoda; Malacostraca; Decapoda; Parastacidae
Source: RefSeq, a predicted model, not a curated record
GGUGUCGUGGCUGCCAGUGACGUCCUUCUGGAACACCGCGGAGAUGCAGAUCUUCGUGAAAACCCUAACGGGUAAAACCAUCACCCUUGAGGUGGAACCAUCGGAUACGAUUGAAAAUGUGAAGGCAAAGAUCCAAGAUAAAGAGGGAAUCCCUCCUGACCAACAGCGACUCAUCUUUGCUGGGAAGCAACUUGAAGAUGGACGUACUCUGUCAGAUUAUAAUAUCCAAAAAGAGUCCACACUUCACCUGGUACUGCGUCUACGUGGUGGUGUCAUUGAACCUUCAUUGAAGCUUUUGGCAGAAAAAUAUAACUGCAACAAGAUGAUCUGCCGCAAAUGCUAUGCACGUCUCCAUCCGAGAGCCACAAAUUGCCGCAAGAAGAAGUGUGGGCACACCUCUAAUAUUCGACCCAAGAAGAAGAUAAAGAGUUAAAUGAGGUGGAUAGAAUAUUCCUGAGGUAUGGAUAAUUGUGAUAAUUAUCUUCAAAUAAACCAUAUACAAUAA